CGCAUAUCAAACUGUACCCACUGCUGCGCUCAGCCCAGCUAAAUUGCCAACUAUGUAGUUCGACCAGCCUGCUCACUCACUGACACCGAGCGGCACACGCGAGCAGCCGCUUACUUUCGGCCUUCUGACGGAAUGACACGUAUUACCAGGGAUAUUUCGACUCAGGGGCUCGGUUGAAGAGAGUGACCCUGUCCGGCAACAACAACAUCAGCUGGCUAACUAGCUAACAGGCGUUAGCAACCGACCGCUCAACAACUGUCACACCGGAAAGGCCGCUGCUGCCGCCGGGUGGGAUUUAACUUUCUCCGAAACGAACCAACAUAAAAAUCACUGUCGACACUGAGACUGGUAUUUCAUAUCGGUAAGAAUGGAUUCUUCUCUGGCAUCGUACGAGGAGCAGUGCUUGGGAACUGUGAGAGGUCAGGAGCUGAGGUCAGGCCACAAGGAGCCCAGGCUACUGUCACUAAUUGAGCGCAGUGGAGAUUUUGUAUUGUGUGUGUUGGCCACCCCUGACGCUGUCGUGUCUCGUCCAGUUGCUCAGCUCUCUAUACCCAUCAAUGGUAACUUUGAAAUUGUACGAGAAGCCGAAGAAGCUCUUCUUAUUGACUUCUCUUUAGAUGCUUUUGUUCGAUUACGAGUAAGAGGUGAAAAAGCUCCAGAGCUGCUGUUGGAACUGCAGGAUGACGAUCGGACUCAGACUUUCUUGGCCCAAGUGAAGAGUGCACAGCAACAAGUUCAGUCCAAAGUCACUAAACCAAAAACGAUGGAGCCCCUCGCCCCAACAACUCCGAGAGGUCCAGUCCCCAUCCCGCCACAAAGAGCAAACAAACCUGUUAACUCUGUAGGCGAUGGACUUCACCAAUCUAAAUCUACAGGUGCACUGCCUUCCAACCUCUACAAUAGCACUACAACAAAUCUGAAGAAGACAGAUCCGGCUAAGUCCCUUGCUUCAGAUUUUGGCUUUGAAGAAAACUUCAACCAUGUUCUCAAAGUGGAAGAAAAGAAGAACCACCAGAAUCGCUUAGUUGCCUCUCGUGAGCCUCCUCCGGUUCCCCCUCUACCUCCUCGCAAGGCCUCUUACACUCCAACUAACCCUCUGCCUCCUGCACCAAUCCCUAAAGAGAGAGCUGUGUCUAUACAGGCCAAAGAGAACUCCCUUAACACUAAACCAGAUAGUUUUAGACCAGGGUUUGAACAUGUGGACAGGCCACCAUCUUGGUGUGAGAGCCCCACCACCAACACCAUGAGACAGUCCAUGUUGUCCAGCCAGGCGGGGCAAAGAGAAUAUCUCAUCAAACAUCGUCUUGGGAAGAAGGAGAAUGAGUAUGUGGACAUCCAGACAUUUAGGUUUUUCACAGGUACGUGGAAUGUGAAUGGCCAGUCUCCAGACAGUAGCCUUGAGUCGUGGCUCUCCUCUGACGCAGAGCCUCCUGAUAUAUAUGCUGUGGGUUUUCAGGAAUUGGACCUUAGCACUGAGGCUUUUUUCUACAUGGACUCAUCCAAGGAGCAGCUUUGGGUUGAAGCUGUGGAGAGAGGUUUGCACCCAAAAGCAAAGUAUAAGAAGAUUCGGAUCAUACGGCUCGUCGGGAUGAUGCUUGCGGUCUUUGUCAAAAAGAAUCACAAAAAUCACAUCAAGGAAAUAGCCGCAGAGCAUGUGGGGACAGGAAUCAUGGGGAAAAUGGGGAACAAAGGAGGUGUGGCAGUCAGGUUUGUCUUCCACAACACUAGUUUCUGCAUUGUUAACUCACAUCUAGCAGCACAUGUGGAAGACUUUGAGCGCCGCAACCAGGACUAUAAAGACAUAUGUGCCCGCAUGACCUUCCACUUGCUGGAAUAUCCCCCUCUCGGUAUCGUCAAGCAUGAUGUGGUUAUCUGGGUUGGAGAUUUGAAUUAUCGUUUGUUCAUGUACGAUGCCGCUGAGGUCAAACAGCACAUUGCUCAGAAUGAGCUAAAGAAGCUUCUGGAGGUUGAUCAGCUUAACAUCCAGAGGCAGACGAAGAGAGCCUUCACAGAUUUCAUGGAGGGAGAGAUCACCUUCAUUCCCACGUACAAGUACGACCCCAAAACGGAUCGAUGGGACUCGAGCGGGAAGUGCCGUGUCCCGGCUUGGUGUGACCGAAUCCUUUGGAGGGGCAACAAUGUCAAGCAGCUGAAAUACCAAAGUCACAUGGGGCUGCAAACAAGUGACCACAAACCUGUCAGUGCUCUCUUUAGUAUUGGGGUGAAGGUGGUAAAUGAGCAGCGACACAAAAAGGUGUUUGAGGAGAUUGUGCGAGCAAUGGACAGAAUGGAGAAUGAUUUCCUUCCCUCUGUGUCUCUGAGCAGGAGAGAGUUUUCAUUUGAGAACGUAAAAUUCCGACAGCUUCAAAAAGAGCGUUUCCUGAUAUCAAAUGACGGUCAGGUUCCCUGUCAUUUUGCCUUCAUACCCAAACUCAAUGACUCACAAUAUUGCAAAACGUGGCUACGUGCUGAGCCAAGCGACGGAUUCUUGGAGCCCUCUGAGACCCUGGAGAUCUAUCUGGAAGUGUAUGUCAGUAAAGACUCUGUCACGCUGCUCAACUCCGGAGAGGAUGCCAUAGAGGACAUUCUGGUGCUUCAUCUUGACCGUGGCAAGGACUACUUUAUUACCAUCUCUGGCAACUACCUGCCCAGCUGCUUUGGCACCUCGCUGGAGACUCUGUGCCGCAUGAAGAAGCCCAUCAGAGAGAUCCCCAUCACCAAACUCAUUGAUCUGGGAGAAGACAGCUUCAUGGAGAAGGAAAGAUCUAAAAUGAACUUCCUGAUGGUGGAAGGUGCAAGUACAGAGGACAAACCUCUUAAGAUCCCCAAGGAGGUGUGGAUUCUCGUCAACCACCUCUUCACCAAGGCCUGUGAUCAGGAGGACCUGUUUCAGACACCAGGCCUACAAGAGGAGCUGCAGAGCAUCAUUGACUGUCUGGACACCAGCAUCCCAGACUUCCUCCCUGGUUGUAACCACUCUGUAGCUGAGGCUCUGUUGAUCUUCUUAGAGGCCGUGCCGGAACCAGUCGUGUGUUAUGAGCUGUACCAACGGUGCCUGGACUGCUCUCACGACAGUCGCCUCUGCAAACAGUUGAUCUCCCAGUUGCCCCGGGCUCACCGCAACGUGUUCCGCUACUUAAUGGCCUUUCUGAAGGAACUCCUCAAGCACUCGCACAACAACAACCUAACAGCCAACCUCAUCGCUACCCUCUUUGCCAGCCUCCUUAUCCGACCACCUCCCAACUUGGUGGGCAGGCAGACGUCGCAUGAACGGCAGAAAGCCAUCGACUUUGUUCUUGGUUUCCUCAUGUCGGCAGAUGAGGAGUGAACGAGGUCUUUGUAUCAGUCGGCUUUGGGAGUUGGUAUUCGACGUGGCCUCCUUUUUUUUUGUCACUCGACCUGGACCUGCAGGAUUGUAACAUAAUGCACUUUGUACUUUUACCAUCUUUUGGAGACCGGUGCAGCUGUCGUGCACCAUACCUUCUCACACACUCAUAUUGGUGGAAGCCCAGACUUUUUCUUUUAGCGCUGUGAUGACUUUGUCAAGUGUCAUAUCUUCUUUCACAGCACGACCACUCGCUGGAUUUUUGGAGAACUGAGCAGAGGUUUGGACUGAUGCCUAUGCACUUUUAGAUGACCUAAAGGUUCCUGUCCACAUCCACAGCGGACCUUUCUUAUUGUAGGGGAUCAUACCAAAACGACCCCCUAAAUAGUGAGUGGUGUGAAUGUCAAAAACCUAUGUAUCCAUAGAUGGUAAGGAAAAGACUCCAUGACACUAAAGAAAAAGUAACUUUUGAUUUAAGAUGACUGAAUUCAACUACAAGAGUCAGCUACAACAUUAAAACCAGGGAUCUUGAUGCUGUGGCUGAUCUGUGCUCCCUGAUUUUAAACAGUUAAAAUGUGGAACUCCAUUACUAGGAAUAUUUGAGCUUAUGAUGAAUCAUGACAAUCAUUUACUUUGCAGCAUUGAGAUAUCCAAGAGCAUUACUUUUAUGAAUUUUAACUGUUAUUUAUAUAAACCUAGUUUCCCCAAGUUUGCAUCAUAUGAACCCUCUUAACAGUUUCAUUGGUCUAACGGUUCCUGCUUUGCUCAUAAGUUUCUAUGGAAGCAUUAAUCACGUUUAUCGCCAUGUUAUAGAGAACUCUGGUGUGUGUGUGCUGUGUUUAUCUGUAACUUCUGCUGUGAGCCUUACAUCUUGUUAUGCCAGUUUCCCUCUGAGUUACAAAACCAAGUGUUUGAACACACUCACUUCCUUGUCAACCAGAAUUGACUGGAGAGUCACCCUCUGUGGUUCUUAAGUGUCUUAAAUGGUGUAAAUACUGCUGUGAUUAUUCGGUAUGGUCAUGGUGUCUACAGUCUGUCAUGUUUGUCAUGAAGGUGGUAUGUAUUGUUGAGCUCUGUGUUUAUUUACAUGUCUCUUUCCCCCCCCCCAUCAUCAUUCAUAGUUUCAUGCACGUGUGAUGCCAAGACUCAGCUGCUGUGUUCUUCACAGUGAAUUCACAGGAGUGGAUAUGUAUUUAAAGUGUUGCCGUUGUCUUUGUGCAAGAUUUAAUGGCUCAUUAUUUUGCAGAGAUAUUUCUGUAGUCGCUGUUGUGAAACACGUCAGUUAUUGAAAUAAGGAACUCCUGUGCUGCAAAAUACUGAAUAGUAUUUCCUCUGCAACUACUUUUCCAAAGAGAUGACAAAGAUAUUCAGAAUUGUGACAUUAAUUUACCAGGCUCAGCAUUUUCUGCAACGUAGUGAUGCUGGAGGAAGCCCAGAGGACAUGUUAUGUGACAGUACUGACAAUCAUGGCAGUGAAAAGGAGAAGCCUGUUCUUCUGCCUUUGCCACCAGAACACUACAUUCUCCCACUGGUCUAAACUGCAACAAGCUUUGCCAAAAUGAGGUUAAGGUGUUAAAUAAUUCAGAUUUGGGAGAGUCAUAUGCAUAUUUCAAGUCCCCCCCCCCCCAUUUUGUCUUCAGAAAUACCACCCUCAAAUUUUUUCAAAUGGCAAAAUCGGUAUAAUCCAAAAAAUAUAUAUAUAAUGGUUUCAUGAGUUGUCUUUUGUCACUGUAUCAAUUGAUGUAUUCGUAUGCAUUCAUUGUGAUUUUUGUUCAGAAGAAUUAAGGUAUAUUCAAAGGUACGCAAGGAAACACUCAUCUAAUUUCAACUUUUCAGACUUUUUUGGUACUUUUUAAUUUAUUUAACAGAAAUAAAACCAUGUAUAAAGCUAA
Solea senegalensis (Senegalese sole) is the source of this 5217-nucleotide messenger RNA. It is a transcript of the gene ocrl, whose product is annotated as OCRL inositol polyphosphate-5-phosphatase. Lineage: Eukaryota; Metazoa; Chordata; Actinopteri; Pleuronectiformes; Soleidae. Gene Ontology annotation, biological process: signal transduction; phosphatidylinositol dephosphorylation. Gene Ontology annotation, molecular function: inositol phosphate phosphatase activity; phosphatidylinositol-4,5-bisphosphate 5-phosphatase activity. The transcript is spliced from 24 exons. Gene Ontology annotation, cellular component: membrane; cytoplasm. The record is from RefSeq and is a predicted model, not a curated record. Bases 368 to 3328 code for a protein of 986 amino acids.